Molecule: messenger RNA, 252 nt
Organism: Gongylonema pulchrum
Lineage: Eukaryota; Metazoa; Nematoda; Chromadorea; Rhabditida; Gongylonematidae
Source: the annotation of a GenBank genome assembly
GAAUGGUUUGUUGAAAAGCUUGCCAAAAUGUAUUCGAUGCCAGUCGGACAGCAACGAAUACAGUGGACUUUUCAGUCGCAACGUGCCGGCUAUUGGAAACAGUUCAAAACACCUACAGGAUCACUCCAUUUUGUCACAGUUAAGCUACCACAUGCGUCGACAUUACGUGCGCAGACACGAAAAUUUGGACCGAAACACUGUCCAUACAAUGCCGAUUCGGGAACCAAAUUGAGCAGUAUAGCACAGCUUUGA